CUUAAAUCUGUUUUAGUUGAGGACGGUCCUGGUGAAAAUGGUGAGCCAGUAAUAAUCCCAUCUGAUUUACCACCUGAAGCAAAAGAGAUGUUCGACAAGGGUUGGGAGAAAAAUGCUUUCAAUCAGUACGCGUCUGACCUCAUCUCGUUGCAUCGUAGCCUCCCUGAUAUCAGAGAUGAUUGGUGUAAGGAACCUGGUCGCUACCAGAAAGAUCUACCUUCCACAGAUGUAAUUAUUUGCUUCCACAAUGAAGCUUGGUCAACUCUACUACGUACGGUUCAUUCGGUAUUGGAUCGGUCUCCAGAAGAACUUAUCGAAAAAAUUAUACUUGUCGAUGAUUUCUCUGAUAUGCCACACUUAGGAAAAGAAUUGGAAGAUUAUUUGAAAGCAUAUCCUAAAGUGAUUAUUUUACGGGCGCCAAAAAGAGAAGGUUUAAUUCGGGCAAGAUUGCUUGGAGCACGAUAUUCAAAAGCACCGAUAUUAACAUUUUUGGAUUCACAUUGUGAAUGUACUAUUGGUUGGUUAGAACCAUUACUCGAUCGCAUAGCGAAAAAUUCAACAAACGUUGUUUGUCCGGUUAUCGAUAAUAUUAACUCAGAAACAUUACAAUAUCACUACACAAAAGGUUCUGCCAUUCAAAUUGGAGGUUUCGAUUGGGGUUUAAAUUUUGACUGGAAUCCUAUUCCAGAAAGAGAAGAGAAACGUCGUAAUAAUUCUGCUGAGCCAGUUUAUUCGCCAACAAUGGCGGGUGGACUAUUUUCAAUUGAUCGUAAUUUCUUCGAACACCUUGGAACUUAUGAUCCUGGUUUUAAUAUUUGGGGAGCAGAAAAUUUAGAAUUAUCAUUUAAAACAUGGAUGUGUGGUGGAACAUUAGAAAUAUUACCAUGUUCACGUGUUGGGCAUUUAUUUCGUGACAAGUCACCGUAUAAAUGGAAAAGUGGAGAAAAUGUUAUAAAAAAAAAUAAUUUUCGUUUAGCUGAAGUUUGGAUGGAUGAAUAUGCGAAAUAUUAUUACCAAAGAAUUGGUAAUUUUAUAGGUGAUUUUGGAGAUGUCUCAAGAAGAAAAGAAUUGAGAAAACGUUUGGGUUGCAAAAGUUUCAAAUGGUACUUGACAAACAUUUAUCCAGAGCUUUUGAUUCCUGAUGAAGCAGUUGCAUAUGGAGAGAUAAAAAAUAAAUUUACAUCGUUAUGUCUUGAUUUUCAAAGUAAACCUUUGGCCGUCAACCUUUGGCCUUGCCAUGGGACGAAUGGCAAUCAGUUCUUUACGAUGAGUAAAAUUGGUGAAAUAAGGCGAGACGAAAAUUGUCUGGAUUAUGAUAUGAAAAAUGUAACUCUAUAUAAAUGCCAUGGCAUGAAAGGAAAUCAGUUCUGGAAUUAUAAUACUGAUUCAAGCCAAAUUCGACAUGUAUGGAGUGAUACGUGCUUAGCAGUCAAUGAAAAGAAAGAUAAACUUAUAACUGAAAAAUGUGAUCCAAAUCGUGUUUGGCAAAAAUGGUAUAUGGAAAACUAUGAUGCAAAAAAAUUGUAUGGUUCUCAUGGAAAUACCUCAAUUAUGACUUCUUUAAAAUAAAAA
Messenger RNA from Episyrphus balteatus (marmalade hoverfly), 1572 nucleotides. Its product is annotated as putative polypeptide N-acetylgalactosaminyltransferase 9. Bases 88 to 1569 code for a protein of 493 amino acids. The transcript is spliced from 10 exons. Gene Ontology annotation, cellular component: Golgi apparatus. NCBI's taxonomy places the organism in Eukaryota, Metazoa, Arthropoda, Insecta, Diptera, Syrphidae. The record is from RefSeq and is a predicted model, not a curated record.